AUGACUUCGACCGGCAGUGCCCAUCUCCUGACUGCCAUUCUCCAAUCCCUCCAAGCACCAGCCGGCCGAAACACUAACAUUCGCACCAUCGUAAACAACACCGCAGUCACCCUUUCCCGCCUCACAAACCCUCUCAAUGUCUCCCUCUUAGCCACCCAAUCUCUUGCUGCCCCCGCAGUCUGGAAUAAUCCCAGUCCCCUCUCCGCCUCUCAAGCCGUUUUCGACAUCUUCCGACUUUCUACCCAGGAGCGGGCUCGCGAAUCUAACCGCGCCCUCUCACUUAACGAAUGGAUAGAUGCCGUAGUUACCGGUGCAGACGCCCGGGUACCACGAUGGAAACAUGCACUUGUAUCCAGUGGGAUCCUAGCCGCCUUCGAAGCCGACGAUGCCCGACUACCAUUUACAACUCGUACGAACCUUGAAGCACAUCUUUUGGAGGUUGUGAACUUUCAUUUCGAAUUUUCAACUUCGGGAAUUGAGACACAUGCUUGUAUAUUGGCGAUAUCGAAUGCAUACAGGCUACUGAGCGAGGAUUCAAGAUACAUGUUGAACUAUCCUGCUCUGACGGGUGCCCUUCUCCCUGCUAUGUUCCUAUCCCCGGAAGGGUACCAAACCGGCGACUUCCUCCGUCAAAUCGACCGUUCUAUCCCUAUCGGCCACCAGAAAAUGGCAGUUGUACCAUCCUUCAGCUUGAAGGACUUCCUAACUCACCCAUUCGUAGCCAAUAUGGGCGCCCUUGCAAAGCUUGCUGCAACAUCGAUGGCCUCGUCUGGAGAAACGGAAACAAUCAACGGCGCAUUAAGUGUUCUUGCUACAUACUCAAGAAGUUUGGUGUCGAUAUGGCGAGAAACCGGGUUAUCGACUUUACCGGAUGAUGCUACUAUCUCGCAAGACCCGGUACAGACGAACACAGCGCAGUUAUGGCAUGUGCUUAAGUCUUCGCUUUUCAGUGCGGUCGUGGUGCUCGAGAGUAUUGUGAGGGUUCUGCUGCAGUCCCACCAGAUUGCAAGGAAUAAUGAAGUGCAUACGUUUGCUAGCCAGAUCUUAUGCAUUCUCCGCGAUUUUUAUUUCAUCACCCAUCGCACGAACCCGGCAGCUUUUGGAACCUACAUGUUCGUAUACCACGCUUGCGUGGAUAUCGUCAUGUCGAAUCCCGCACAGGCAGAAAGCCUAGCCGCUCAAUUGGCACCCAUUCAAGCCGGGACCAUCCCCGCCCAUCCAACCGACAUCCUUCGGGACCUAUACUUCCUCAACACCCUCGAAUACCUCGUAGUCUCCUGCUCCUCACGAUUCUGCACUACCAUCGUUUCUCCCUCGUUAACACCCUACUUGACCUCCCCAUCCAUAACUCCUAUUCUCCGUGAACCCUUCGAAUCUGCACAUUCCCUCAUGCUAGCUAUGAUCGGAUGUCCGCAAUUAGUCGAAUCGAGUUAUAAGAUUCUACCGGGGUAUAUAGAAUCCGUAUUCGCAGCGUAUCCGUUGUUUUUAAGUACGAGACAGUUCAGACUUGCGAUGGCAAGUUUGGUAAAAUUCACGUCGCCGCCGACGGCGUUGAGUGGGAUUCAAAGAGAUUUACCGGAUAUAAUUUUGGAAAUGAUGUGUGCUAGGAUCGAAGCUGCGGAUUCUAGGUAUCCGGUUAAGGCUUACAAACCACCCAGCGCUCCAGCGGAUGCGACACCGGAUGGGAGUGCGCCCGCUGCGGCGGAACCACAGGCUGAAGAGGAGUUUACGGAAAGAGAUGUUUGUAUUCUUUCGAUGUUAGAUUCGUUGCCAUUUAUGGAGGAGGCGGCGUUGGAGAGGUGGUUGGAUAUUGCGGCGGGGUAUGUGGGGAAGACGACGAAGGGAGAUAGUAGGGAGGCUUUGAGGGGAAGGUUUUGGGAUGUUAUCAGUGGGGAGUUGGAUGUGGGGAGAUCGCAGUUGGCGAUUCCGUGGUGGAGUGAAGGGGGGAGGGAGGUCGUGCUGGGGAUUUCUGCGUGA
Molecule: messenger RNA, 1977 nt
Organism: Orbilia oligospora ATCC 24927
Lineage: Eukaryota; Fungi; Ascomycota; Orbiliomycetes; Orbiliales; Orbiliaceae
Exons: 5
Coding region: 1-1977 (658 amino acids)
Source: RefSeq, a predicted model, not a curated record